Salvelinus namaycush (lake trout) is the source of this 1516-nucleotide messenger RNA. RefSeq names its product short/branched chain specific acyl-CoA dehydrogenase, mitochondrial-like. The transcript has 10 exons. Lineage: Eukaryota; Metazoa; Chordata; Actinopteri; Salmoniformes; Salmonidae. Gene Ontology annotation, molecular function: acyl-CoA dehydrogenase activity; flavin adenine dinucleotide binding. Bases 71 to 1366 code for a protein of 431 amino acids. The record is from RefSeq and is a predicted model, not a curated record. Gene Ontology annotation, cellular component: mitochondrion.
CUGUUCCAUGGUCGCUGUUUCACCCCGUCAAUAGAAAAGUGAACACACUCAGAUGUAAACAAGAGAAAACAUGGCUUCGCCCUUGAUCAGGUGCUUCUCAAAGGUUGGUAGGCAGGUGUCCCGACCAUGGAGUGUGUGCCAGCAUGGUCUGCGGAACAGAUCCACCCAACCAGACGUGUCUGCAGAGCAGGCUGCUGCUCUGGGGGUCUCCUACCCUCCACUACAGACAUACUCUGAGGAGGAGGGGAUGAUGAGGGAUGCUGUGAACAAGUUUGCACACGAGCGUCUUGCCCCGUUUGUGUCGAAGAUGGACGAAAACUCUCAUAUGGACGCGGAAGUGAUAAAGUCCCUCUUUGAACAGGGGCUGAUGGGCAUAGAGAUCGACCCAGAGUACGGAGGCACCGGAUCCACGUUCUUCUCCUCCAUCCUGGUCAUUGAGGAGCUGGCCAAAGUGGACGCCUCCGUGGCCGUGCUGUGUGACAUCCAGAACACCCUCAUCAACACACUGUUCACCAAGCUGGGGACCGCAGCCCAGAAAGAACGCUAUCUCAGCCGGCUGUCAACAGACAUGGUUGGUAGUUUCUGCCUGUCCGAAGCGGAGUCGGGGAGCGAUGCCUUCUCUCUGAAGACGCGUGCUGACAAACACGGGGACUACUACGUCAUCAACGGUUCCAAGAUGUGGAUCAGUAAUGCAGAGCAAGCUGGGGUGUUUCUGGUGAUGGCCAACGUGGACCCGUCUGCUGGGCACAGAGGUAUCACCUGCUUCAUCGUGGACAGAGACACCGAGGGGCUUCAGAUCGGCAAGAAGGAGAACAAACUGGGUCUGAGAGCUUCUUCAACCUGUCCUCUCAACCUGGAUAACAUCAAGGUUCCUGAGAAGAACAUCUUGGGUCAGAUCGGCCACGGAUACAAGUACGCCAUCGGCAUGCUGAAUGAAGGCAGGAUUGGGAUCGCUGCUCAGAUGCUGGGACUGGCUCAGGGCUGCUUCGACCAGGCCGUUCCCUACACCAGACAGAGGGUUCAGUUUGGCAAACGCAUCUUCGACUUCCAGGCCAUGCAGCACCAGAUAGCCCAUGUAGCCACCCAGAUAGAGGCUGCCAGGUUGCUUACCUACAACGCUGCCCGGCUGAAGGAGGCAGGAAGACCUUUCAUCAAGGAGGCCUGCAUGGCCAAGUACUUCACCUCAGAGGUGGCAACGUUGACCACUUCAAAAUGCAUCGAGUGGAUGGGAGGGGUCGGCUUCACCAAAGACUACCCUGUUGAGAAAUACUACAGAGAUUGUAAAAUAGGUACCAUUUAUGAGGGCACAACCAACAUCCAGCUGUCCACCAUGGCCAAGUUUAUAGACAAGGAGUAUGACCACUGACCUGGUCUGGUCUGUAUCCUCAUCAUGGAGACUGACCUCCUGACCUGGUCUCCUGACCGUAUCCUCAUCAUGGAGACUGACCUCCUGACCGUAUCCUCAGCAUGGAGACUGACCUGACCUGACCUCCUGACCGUAUCCUCAUCAUGGAGA